This is a messenger RNA of Dendronephthya gigantea, 3184 nucleotides long. RefSeq names its product protein PTHB1-like. Bases 172 to 2901 code for a protein of 909 amino acids. Lineage: Eukaryota; Metazoa; Cnidaria; Anthozoa; Malacalcyonacea; Nephtheidae. The transcript has 25 exons. The record is from RefSeq and is a predicted model, not a curated record. Gene Ontology annotation, biological process: cilium assembly. Gene Ontology annotation, cellular component: BBSome; membrane.
GAAUCUAUGCUAAUCAUAUAAAACAUAAAACACUUGGGUCAACUUGGGUUCGCUGUGUGCAACAGCUGCUGACCUAGGCUACCUCGGGCUCGUUCUUGUUACCAAUGGCGGUGACAACAAGCAAAACAAAGUUUAGAAAAGAAAUGAAAUUAUGUCAGAAAUAAUUGUAUAAUGUCGUUGUUUAAAGCUAGGGAUUGGUGGUCUACUUGGGCAGGAAGUGAGGAAGACUUUGAUCUGGGAUGUUUGUGCGUUGCAAACAUUGAUAACGAUACUACGUCCUCUGAUAAAAUCAUAGUCGGCAGUUACCAUGGAAUCCUACGAAUUUUCAUGCCUCGUACGGCAGAAUUCAAACCAGAGGACCUGAUGCUGGAGAUACAGAUGACUCAACCAAUACUACAAGUUGAAGCAGGAUAUUUUGUGAGUGGAAGUGAUCAACUUCACUUGGGCAUCCUUCACUCAAGAAAGUUCUCCGUUUAUAAUGUCUCAGUAAUAUCAGGAGCUGUUGAACAUGGCAACCACUUCACAUUGAACCUUGUGUAUGAGCAUAUUUUGGACAGAACAUCAUAUUCAUUUACCUAUGGACCCUUUGGUGGAGUUAAAGGAAAGGAUUUUAUUUGCGUUGCUUCGAUGGAUGGGAUGCUGUCGUUUUUUGAGCAAGAAAUGUUUGCUUUUGGGAGAUUUCUCCCAGGAUUUUUACUACCAAGUCCUAUUCAAUAUGUUGCCAAAACAGACUCCUUUGUCACCUGCAAUUCAUCAAGAGUUGUUGAAUGCUACAAAUAUCAGACCCUUGCUGCAGCAACUGAGGCUGAAACUAAAGAGAAACCUGAAAUGAAAAAGAUCUCUGGAAAACGCCUUGCGCCCGACUGGACGUUCAAUAUUGGUGAUAAUGCAAUCAACGUCAUGGUUGUUGCUUUUAACAAUAUCUCUGCAAUAUUUGUCUUAGGAGAAAGAUCAUAUUAUUGCCUACAAUGUAAUGGUGCUUUACUUUUCAUGAAGAAAUUUGAAUACAAUGCCAGUUGUAUUCUGCCUUAUGGUUGUUUUAAAGAAGAUACAUUUAAUAUGAUGGUUGGAACUCACAAUAAAACAUUGAUGAUUUAUCAAAACGUCACUUUGGCCUGGGCAGCUCAGCUUCCCCACAUUCCAGUUGAUGCAAAAGUUGCCAACUUUGGGAAUCUCAAAGGUAUAAUUGUUACAUUGGAUGAGACAGGUUAUAUCUACUGCAGUUAUCUGGGAACUGAUCCAUCCUUAUUUGUUACUCCACCCGUCCAGUCACGCGACGUCCAAUAUGAUGAAGUUGAAGAUGAAAUGCAAGAGUUGUAUAAAGUCAUCAAAGAAUCUGCAUCAAACUCAGAGUUUGUAGUUAAACCAACUGAAAAAGACGAGAUUACAAUGAAAGCUGAUGUUCCUACAGUUCUAGACAAAUAUUCCUGUGCAGUACCCGAUGAAAAUGGCGAGACAUUUCCAUCAAUAACGGUCAAACUUACCCUCGAAUGUCAGUCAAAUCAUCCGAUUGAGAACGUGAUGGUCACAGUUGAUGCUGGUUACCCAAUCAUGUGUAACAAACCAUCAACUGUUAUACGAAGUAUUGGUGAUACUAAAGUGAGCACUGAUAUUGAGAUAUCGUUCUAUCUCUGUGGUGGUUGCGUCCCAUCAACAAUGAAGAUUCAAGCUAUCGCAACGUUCAUCACCUUAUCAGAGGCUCCUCGGGUUUGUCAAUGUGAGUUUGAACUCCCCGUUGUUUUGGUUAGCAAAGGAUGUCCUCCAGUGAAGAAUGCUGUUUGCAAGUUAACCUUAGACACCAACAAACCUCCUGUUAAUCUUGGCGAACUCUUUCCAGAAAUGGUGGAAGACAUGCUGGUUCCUCUAGUUGCUCUUGGUAUUGAGUACUACAGUGGACCUGUGGUCACCAUUCUUGCUUCGAAAACAUCACAGAGAUACAGAAUCCAGUGUGAUAAGUUUGAAGGUUUAUGGCUUAUCGUCCAUGAGCUGGUCACACGACUUAAGAAUCAUUUUGCUGAGUUGAAGGACGGCGUUCCUCUCCGAUUGUCUUUCAUGGGACCAUUGCCACUUCAGUAUUACUUUGAACUGAUAGAUAGUCAUUUUGAGCAACGACUUAACCAACAAAAGUACCGUGAAAUUCUUGGUCAGCGAUCAGCCCAGUUUCGAGCGAUACAAAGACGACUUUUAACAAAAUACAAAGAUAAAACACCGUCUCCUUUGGGCAAUUUGGAUACGUUAUUGGAUGGAACCUAUCGUCAGCUUCUGGCUCUUGGCGAGGCUGAAGAGGAUUGUCAAAGAGCUAUACAAAGAACUGUCAUAGCGUUAUCUUGUGGGACAAGAAUGAUUAAUCUCCUAAUAAAAUUGUGGACGAACAUGACAGACAAGGAAUUUCGGAUUCUUGAAUCAACUUUGUGCGCAGAAAUUGCAGAAACUGAAAGCCAGGGCUGGGAAGAGGUCACAGACACUGCUGUAACACAUCUGUUGAGAACAUGUCUGUCAAAAGGCGUGAAAGACCAGACAGUCAAUACACAGUCGAUACAAUUUCCAAAAGACACGACGAAACUAAAGAAACAUAUAGCGUUGCUUUGUGACAGACUUGGAAAGGGAAGUCGAUUAGAUCUUGAACAAACAUCAUCAACUACGAUAUCUUCAUCAAACCCUACUCCUAGAAACGAAGCGAUGCAUAACCCAACACUGGAAUCUGUACAAGAAGAGAGAUCAGAGAGCAUAAAGACUCCUACGCCAUCAAACGACAAGAUAUCGCCUGAAAUGGACGGCGCAAGGGGCUCGACGCUGGUUGGCAAACUACCUUCACUGAAUACGAAGCCAAAACACGACCUUAACUCAAGCGACAUGUUAUCCAGAGACUUUGAAAACAUGAAACCUUUUUCAGAAACAUGACGUCAUAGCUGUACAUUACGUCAUUUAUAUAAGUCAGCGGGUAUCCUUUGGCAAUACCUUGAUAGUGAGUUUGAUGUCGGGCAGAUACAUACGGGAGCUGGACAGUACCUUGUACUGUAUAAUCAUAGAAACUAUUGCAUAACCUUAUAGUGCUACAUUGCUAAAAUUACCCAAUUAGAACUUCUGUGUAAAUACAUCGCAUUUAAACCAGCGCUAGAUUUAAAACUCUAAAACAUGUCUAAAUUAUUAUUUUAAAUAACUUAUGAUUAAAAUCUAAAUUUUA